This is a messenger RNA of Radiomyces spectabilis, 1401 nucleotides long. RefSeq names its product S-adenosyl-L-methionine-dependent methyltransferase. The record is from RefSeq and is a predicted model, not a curated record. Lineage: Eukaryota; Fungi; Mucoromycota; Mucoromycetes; Mucorales; Radiomycetaceae. The transcript is spliced from 5 exons. The coding region runs from base 67 to 1065 and encodes 332 amino acids.
CCACAAAGCCUCAUUUGGCGAUCCACUGAGCAAUCUCCACUCCCACGCGUGCUUUCGAACUCAGAAAUGAGCGCUUCCAGCUCGCUCGAGGCUCACGGCCUAUCGGAUAUGCAAAACGCAGCUGAGAACACCGUUUUCCCAGAAUCUGGGCAUCAGCGGCCUAACGACCCACUCUACGGCGUCGAUGUCUCCUGGACACCCAAAUACCGAAGCGAGCAAAUGCUCUUGGAUGUGUAUACACUCAAUAACAGUGAAAAGCAAAGACGCAAGGAACGAGACAGACAACAACGACAGCAUUAUUUACUGAAGCAUACCUGGAAGGGUAACUAUGGUGUACCGUUACGGUCGCCUUCAUUGAUCGUCAAUUGGUGCUGUGGCACAGGGAUUUGGGCAAUGGAGCUAGCUCAUAAGUUUCCGGAAUGCCACGUGGUCGGGAUUGAUUAUCCUUCGGCAACUAUGAGUAAAUUAUCGAGCGCACACAAUAAUCUCGAAUUUCAGCAUAUGCUACCUCAUGAAGAGCAUACAGGGCUGGAACAGUUCGAGGACAAUUGCGUCGACUAUUUAAUGAUGCGUGAUGUUUGGCUGAGCAAUUCGCCUCACCAUAAAUGGCGUCAGAUUAUGCAGCAAGUCAUGCGGAUUUUGAAGCCAGGCGGAUGGUUGGAGAUCUACGAACAAGAUCUGGAAAUUUACUCGGCAGGUGCCCAUCUUCAAACGCUGGAUCGUUGGAUGGACACAUUGCUUGAACAUUUGGGUAUUGAGAAACAGCUCGUUCAUCUUAUUACCCCACUGUUGAAAGAAACAGGGUAUCAAAACGUGCAAGAGCGUGCCAUGGAACUGCCUCUGGGCGAAUGGACAUCGACAGAUGUGAUGAAGGAAACAGGGUAUCUGUUCAAAGAUUUGAUCGAGCGUCGAUUUCGUAUUUUGCGACCCUGGCUUUCUGAACUGAAUAACGUAUCGAACGAAGAGAUCCUCAAUACCAUUACCCAAGGUCUGGAUGAAUGUGAGACAUCCAAAACACAUAUGUGUUGGUACUACUAUGCCGCCCAAAAACCGGGAAACAUUUGAUUGUACUAUCUGUCGUAGCAAAAAAUUGCAAGUGUAUCCUGCGUUCUUCCCUCUUGUCCGCUUUUGAUUCCAUACUACCUUCUUUUUCUUGAUUGUCAUCCCCUUUGCUCAUGUGUAAUUUUCUUGUUACUAUACAAUAUUAUACAUAUGCUAUGCUAUGCUAUUUAGUUUUUAUACUGUGGUUUCACCGUUCUGUUCGGAUUCUUCCAACGUCUUCAUCUCUCGGGCCAACUGAGUUGCACAUUGAAAGGAAAAACAAAUUUUACAUAUCAAUACUGCGAAAGACCAUUCAACUUUUUUUCUAUCGCCUUACCUCUUCCAAUUCGACCAGAUCCC